This is a messenger RNA of Agrilus planipennis (emerald ash borer), 784 nucleotides long. RefSeq names its product potassium voltage-gated channel subfamily H member 8-like. The transcript has 5 exons. NCBI's taxonomy places the organism in Eukaryota, Metazoa, Arthropoda, Insecta, Coleoptera, Buprestidae. Gene Ontology annotation, molecular function: voltage-gated potassium channel activity. The coding region runs from base 329 to 784 and encodes 151 amino acids. Gene Ontology annotation, biological process: regulation of membrane potential; potassium ion transmembrane transport. The record is from RefSeq and is a predicted model, not a curated record.
UAAGCGUCGCGACGCGACUUCCGAACGCGUGAACGGUACAUAUUUUACGUCGGCUUGUAAUCGCGAUUGCACGAAUCUCGGUGGUUUAUGCGACUAUGAAUUUAUUCGUUAUACGUCUUACCAGAUGUAUUUCAUACGGUUUUCCCGUUACUCUAAUUUGUGUAGCAUAAGUUUUUCAGUUUGUGGGGAAAAGUUGUGAGAAAGUUGUUUCUUUGUUACCAUACAAUGUAGUAGACAAACAGUUCGGUUCAGUUUCUCAUGAUGGGAAAGUUGCAAAAUAUUAGCAAAUUUUGGAUUUAAAAAUUACCUCCGAAGAAACAGCAACCCCAUGCCCGCUCGCAAGGGGCUGCUUGCGCCCCAAAAUACUUUUCUUGAUACAAUUGCAACAAGAUUUGAUGGAACACACAGUAAUUUCGUAUUGGGAAAUGCACAAGUGCCAACGCUGUAUCCAAUCGUUUACUGCUCAGAUGGUUUUUGUGAACUUACUGGUUUCACAAGAGCGCAAAUUAUGCAGAAGGGGUGCGCAUGCAAGUUUCUGUACGGAACCGAAACUAAAGAAGAGCACAAAAGUCAGAUAGACAAAGCCCUCGAACUUAAGACUGAACUCAAGUUGGAAGUUAUUUUCUACAAGAAAAAUGGUACUCCAUUCUGGUGUCUGCUGGAUAUUGUCCCGAUUAAGAACGAGAAGCGGGAAGUGGUGCUUUUUCUUGCAUCGUUUAAGGACAUCACGCAAACGAAAAUGGCCGAAAUGUCUGAAAGCGAACUCUACGAUAGCACUUUCUAG